This is a messenger RNA of Xyrauchen texanus (razorback sucker), 1394 nucleotides long. RefSeq names its product motor neuron and pancreas homeobox protein 1-like. The transcript is spliced from 3 exons. Gene Ontology annotation, biological process: spinal cord motor neuron cell fate specification; regulation of DNA-templated transcription; neuron projection morphogenesis. Gene Ontology annotation, molecular function: DNA-binding transcription factor activity, RNA polymerase II-specific; sequence-specific double-stranded DNA binding. Gene Ontology annotation, cellular component: nucleus. Lineage: Eukaryota; Metazoa; Chordata; Actinopteri; Cypriniformes; Catostomidae. The record is from RefSeq and is a predicted model, not a curated record. The coding region runs from base 76 to 987 and encodes 303 amino acids.
GGAGCGAAACGGUGACACUCGCGACAAACUUUGUAGAUUCGAACAACGUGUUAAUCUGCAAGUGAGGUGGGACAGAUGGAGAAAUCUAAAAACUUUCGUAUUGACGCACUUCUGGCUGUUGACCCACCAAAAGUACAGACCUCGCCACUGGCGCUGGUCACCUCCUCCAUAUCAUCCUCUGAAUGUGACCAGGCGACGGACUUGAACACAAACACCGAAUCACUUCGGACAGAGACUCCGUCGCCCCCCAGGAUAUCGUCUUGCGGCUUCAUUCCCAAACCGGGUUUCUUGAACUCUCCACAUUCAGGCAUGGUCGGACUACACCCUCAGAGUACAGGGAUUCAUCCGCAAGCUCUCUAUGGCCAUCCAAUGUACACUUACUCAGCAGCAGCGCUUGGUCAGCACCCGGCCCUGUCCUACUCCUAUCCUCACGGGUCGCAUCACAAUCAUAAUGACCCCCUCAAACUGACCGCCAGCUCCUUUCAGCUCGAUCACUGGCUGAGGGUCUCAACUGCAGGAAUGAUGCUCCCCAAGAUUUCAGAUUUCAACAGUCAGGCGCAGUCAAAUUUACUCGGGAAGUGCAGAAGACCAAGAACCGCGUUUACAAGCCAGCAGCUGCUUGAACUUGAGCAUCAAUUUAAAUUGAAUAAAUAUCUCUCGAGACCCAAACGCUUUGAAGUGGCCACAUCUUUAAUGUUAACAGAGACGCAGGUGAAAAUUUGGUUUCAGAACAGGCGUAUGAAAUGGAAACGCAGUAAAAAGGCAAAAGAACAAGCCGCUCAGGAGGCCGAGAAACAGAAAGGUAAAAACAAUCAGGACGGAUCGGAGCAGAAGGAUUAUCAGAAGGUAGACUCAGUGAAAAGUAACAGAAUACGGGACUUUAGAGACAGUGACGACGAUGAAGGGGAAAAUUAUAUGUUGCAUUCAUCUGAUUGUUCUUCCGACGAUGAACGAACCAACGGCAGUGACAUUAGUCCACAACAGUGAGACCAUUCGUUGUUCACAAAAACACUUAUGUGAAGAAAUAUGUGAUUUGCAUGUUUUAUCAUCCACCAGUCAUUGUGGAAAUCAGAGAUCUAUUUGGCCAGGCAUGCUGAGAGGAGGACAUCUUUGUAACCCAUCCAAACAUUGACUGGAUUCUUCUCCUGAAGGUAGCUUGAUGUUAUGGUUGCUGAGCAUGUGGUAAAAUAGCAUUACAUCAUGCCAAAUGAGUAGUAUCACUAUCAGUAAUAAUUAGCAUCAUGUUUCUCUUCGAUAACCACUGCGUGUUAGAUUUGAUUUCUGAACUCGCAACACGUUCAUAUCUACGAGCACCAUAUGUGAUCUGUUUAUUUUUAUACAAUGUAUUUAUAACGAAAAUGCAUGUGAAUUAUUGUUCUGUGAAUACAAUUAUU